GGCGAUGAACUGCGGCGAGCCCAAGGAGAUGGAAGCCGCGGCUGCUCACUUCAGCUUUUGCCAGAACCUGCUAGAACACACCGUGUCAGCGGAGAACCUCAACUACCGCCUGCAGAGGACCUCAGGUGCCAGCCUCACCUGGCAUGAUGGGCGGAGCCAGAGGUCGGCGGGAGGGAGGACUGUUAAACUCCUGCAGCAGCCCGGGACUGAGGGCUCCCAGGGACGGAACUAUGACCACUACGGCAUCUACCACACCAGCCCGACGCUCGGCAGCCUUACGAAGCCGGUGGUGCUGUGGACGCAGCAGGACGUGUGCAAAUGGCUGAAGAAGCACUGCCCGCACAAUUAUCUCAUCUACGUGGAGGCCUUUUCUCAUCACGCUAUCACAGGCCGGGCGCUCUUACGGUUAAAUGCGGAGAAGCUGCAGCGCAUGGGGAUUAUCCACGAGUCCCAGCGGCAGGAAGUCCUCCAGCAGGUGCUCCAGCUGCAGGUGCGGGAAGAAGUCCGCAACCUACAGCUCCUCAGUCAAGCUUCUUACGGAAACGUCUCCUAACCCACCACCUGUCCGGCGGCAGACUGGCGCAACACUGUGACCUGAAACAUCUCUGGGAUGAUGGACGGUGUGGAC
This is a messenger RNA of Euleptes europaea (tarantolino), 628 nucleotides long. It is a transcript of the gene SAMD10, whose product is annotated as sterile alpha motif domain containing 10. The coding region runs from base 5 to 553 and encodes 182 amino acids. The record is from RefSeq and is a predicted model, not a curated record. Gene Ontology annotation, biological process: cell surface receptor protein tyrosine kinase signaling pathway. The transcript is spliced from 5 exons. Gene Ontology annotation, cellular component: cytoplasmic side of plasma membrane. NCBI's taxonomy places the organism in Eukaryota, Metazoa, Chordata, Lepidosauria, Squamata, Sphaerodactylidae. Gene Ontology annotation, molecular function: protein binding.